This is a messenger RNA of Cetraspora pellucida, 300 nucleotides long. The record is from the annotation of a GenBank genome assembly. Lineage: Eukaryota; Fungi; Glomeromycota; Glomeromycetes; Diversisporales; Gigasporaceae.
GAACUUGUUUUAGUUGCUAAAAAUGCAUUAUUUAAUCCAAAUUGGAUAAAAGAAAAAGUAAAAUUUGUUCAACAAAGAAUAGAAUAUUAUAAUUAUUUCUUGAGUGCAAAAGAGGUUUUUAAUUUUACUUUGUGUGCUCAAUGCAAUAGUAUUUUAUUAAAAUUAUCUUCAAAAGUGAAAAAGCUUAAAGCAUUAUCAAAUUCUACACUUGAUAAUGAUAUCAAUAACUAUUCUGAAUUAGAAACAUGUAAUCUUACUAUAGCAAGUGGAGCUUUCGAAUCUGAAGAAAAACUUGAUUAG